Molecule: messenger RNA, 1548 nt
Organism: Saccostrea cuccullata (small rock oyster)
Lineage: Eukaryota; Metazoa; Mollusca; Bivalvia; Ostreida; Ostreidae
Exons: 1
Coding region: 279-1496 (405 amino acids)
Biological process (GO): proton transmembrane transport
Cellular component (GO): membrane
Molecular function (GO): proton channel activity
Source: RefSeq, a predicted model, not a curated record
UGAUAAAGUUUGUCAAAUCUGCCAUUCGGAUUAUUUUGCAACCAAUAUUACCGAGUGCAAACCGACAAACAAUUCGACAUGACGGAAGAGUAUCAUCAUACUUAUUUUUAUCACAUGUGUUGGCAGGUUUCUUUGUCAUUUUUGGAGUGUUAUCUGCAGAAAGAAAUGUCAUUGAUACAGUUAUUACCAGCAAAUGGACUGCCCUUACUGUAUGCAUCAUAUUUGGAUUACUCUCCAUUCUGUUUUUACUGUUUUCCAGUUGUCGGCGAAGGCUUGGGAUGAGCUCAGAUAUUAUAGAAAAAGAUCCUUCCGUGAAUUUGCAGUUGGGAUUUUUAUGGAUAUUCGGACUGGCAAAUAUGGUAUACUUGAGCAUUAAAAUAAUCAUUUAUUUCGAAUGCUUGGUAAAAACAACAAAUGAUGAUGCUCACAAUACAUUUUUAAUAUUUUCCAACAUAAUUUACUUAGUAUUUCUGAUCUUACAAACCGUUCUUCUUACGUAUAACAAAGAAGCACAAUUUCAAUCAACAUUUUUUCUUCAUUUUUCAAUUGCCAGUAUCCUCGCUGCAAACUUUUCUAUAUGGUAUAGUUCUACCAUAAACAACAUGUUUGCACAGGGAAAUACAACACACUUUCAAAAUAGGUCAUGCUUUCAUGCCUCGGAAAUUCAAAAAUUAUUGGGACGGAAUUUAUCUAUAAUGCUGCUACCACCACAGCUUGAAUUUUGCAUUCUUGCGUCAACCUUACUGGUGUCUCUGUGGCAAAAUGCAUCCAAAUUACAAAGUUUAGGACAAAGUUCUGCAUUUUCUGAAAUACACAGUGACAAUAACACCACAUUUAACACCAGAAAAAUGGAUGGUUACGAUGUAUUAGCUCUUAUAUUUGGGAUAUUUGUUAACCUUCCAAUUCUUAUAUCGACUGUCCUUUUGGAUUUUGUGUAUGAAUGGAAAAAUAAAGAUCUUAUUAUUGUCCUAGACUGCAGUGAGACUCUCAGUGCGUUAUGCACAUGUAUUAUUGUAUAUGUAUGCUGUCAAAAACUGAAGAGUUACUCAAAUUCUGUUAGAAAACAAAUGAUUUUUCGAGAAUAUAUUUUAAUUCUUAGUUCAACAGGAAUCAUGGCCUAUUUUACCUUUGGAUGUUUAGCAAGUAUGUCUGGUUUAACUCUAUCAAAGUCUACAAUUGUUAGUCGUAUUUUUGGAAUAUUGGAAACAUUCUUGCAAACAUUGCUUUUGGUAAGUUAUCAUCGCUAUACACUUCGAGAAUAUGGUUCAAAAUGCAUCGCUGCCUGUGGAAUGAUUCUGGUAAUCACCAAUCUUAUGUACUGGCUACAAGACUCUUACAACAGAAACAUUUUUACCAAGACUCGCUACAUUGGUUUUAUCGAAUGGCACAAAAUGGAGAUUCUUCUUGUGCCCCUGAUGGUAUUUUACAGAUUUUUUUCUGCAAUGAGUGCAUACUCUAUGUACAAGAAAUUUAAAUCUUAUGAAAAUGUAAUGUAAGACGGUGCUAUGACUGUAAUCCUCUAUUCCUUUGAAAUAAUUGAAAAAUAGA